Molecule: messenger RNA, 1217 nt
Organism: Saprolegnia diclina VS20
Lineage: Eukaryota; Oomycota; Saprolegniomycetes; Saprolegniales; Saprolegniaceae
Exons: 5
Coding region: 4-1104 (366 amino acids)
Source: RefSeq, a predicted model, not a curated record
CGGAUGGCGACGUCGAAGCGAGGGUUCCGGUCGUCGCUGCUCAGCGACAUCAUCCAGAGCAACGAAGCCGCCGACUGGACGCCCGAGACGUCGCUCGAGUUUCUUUUGCACCUCUUCCCGUCGUCAGUCGUCAUCCCGGAGCUUGUCAAGACGAUCGAGUCGUUUGCGUUCCGACCGCCCGAGAGCAACCGCGACAGUACAUCCGUACCGUACAAGGCGCUCUACGGCGGGACGCAGCAGUAUACGUCCGACCAAACGGCCGCGCUCGGUCGCGCCAAAGCCGAGCUGCAAGAGAAGAUCGCACACAACGCUGCGUUGGACGACGAGAUCGCGUCGCUCGAGGCCGUGCUCUCGGCGCAGACGGCAUCCUUUAACGAGAAGGCGUGCAAAAAAGAGAUUGCGCUCUUCCAGCGCCGACUGGAUCUGCGCACGCGCCAGAGCACUGCGCUCACCAAGACGAUCGACGAAAAGCAGGACACGCUGCUCCAGCACGAGCGCCUUGCCAAAGAAGAGAGCCAGCGCAUGCGGCACGAAGACCUCAUGUACCGCCUCCACAGCAAGAAGCUCAAGGACAACGAAGUCGUUCUGCGUCAAUCGUUCAAGAAGGGGGAUUCGAAGCGGAAACUGCGGAGCCCCGAGGCGACGAUGGCAGAGCUCAAGCAGCAAAUCGCCCAUCUGCAAGAGACAAUCGCGACGACUGGUCCGCAAGUGCAUGAGCUUACGACAGAAAUCUUCUCCGUGCGGGCUGCGCGGGCCGAGCUGGAAGAACAACUCGCGGCCGUGCGCGCGUCGACCGAUGAAAUCCAAAACCGCGUCCUCGACUACAAGCAGGCGCACACGCCUCGUCCCAACUGGGACAAGGUCGCCGCGGAGGUCGAGUCGACGUUCAAGGCCCACAACCGCAAAUGCGCCCACCAAAAGAUCACGACGGACAACCUCUUGAAACUCAAGAGCUCUGCCGACCGCGUCAUGUACCUCGCCCACGCCGUGCAGGUCAUUGGCUUGGCCGACGACGCCGACGCAAUUGAUCGCGAGCGCCAGAUCUUGACCAACCUGCAAACGCAGAUCAAGAAGACGAUCGCCAUGAUCCGGUACCGAGAGUAAGAACGAUAUGCGGUGUGUGUACGACGGUCUCGUUGCAGUUCAGGAAUCUAAUUGCGACUUGCCACAACCUAUCUGGAGCUAAACAGUGUGUAAAUGAGGGGAUGGACGCAUGG